AUGGCUGAGGCAUUCCUCAAGCACUAUCAAUACAACACUAAUAUGGCACCUAAUCGCACGCAGUUGCAAAAUCUGACUCAGAAGUCUAAGGAGUCCUUCAAAGAGUAUGCCCAACGGUGGAGGGAAUUAGCUGCUAGGGUACAACCCCCAUUGCUAGAAAGAGAACUGGUAGACAUGUUUAUGGGAAACCUGCAAGGUCCAUACCUUGAUAGAAUGGUAGGGAGCACCUCUUCGGGCUUUUCCGACCUGGUCUUAGCCGGUGAAAGGAUAGAAAAUAUGAUUAAAAUGGGAAAGAUCCAGAACUCUGCCAAUACUUGUAGUGCAUCGAAGAAACCUUUUGUUCCCUACGGUAAAAAACGAGAAGGUGAGACCAAUUCCGCCUCCAUCAUUCGAACAAGAAAUCUCACUUAUCCACAAGUAGCCUCCAUAGCUCCCAUCCAACCAAGUCAACAACAACCAUUUGCAAUUCCUGUUCAAACUCAACAACAACAACGGUAUCAACAUCAAUCACAACGUCAGCAACCACAAUAUCAACAACAACAAAGGAUGCGAAGGCCCGAGAGAAGAUUUGACACAGUUCUCAUGCCUUAUAGCCAUAUUCUACCAUAUUUAUUGAGGGGAUCACUUGUACAACUAAGGGAGUUAGGACCCCCACCAGCGGUUCUUCCUCCCGGUUAUGAUGCAAAUGCCCGCUGUGAAUUUCAUUCUGGCGCUCCUGGGCAUUCGAUCGAGAAUUGUAAAGCAUUAAAGUACAAGGUUCAAGAUCUUAUUGAUUCUAAGGCAAUCACGUUCGCUCCCAAGAGGCCGAAUGUAAAUAAUAACCCGAUGCCCCCUUACAACAAUGCAUCAGUGAAUAUGAUGGAAGCUGACAAUGGAAGGAGGUUGAUAUCCUGUGUGGACGAGUUAAAAACACCACUCAUCGAGAUCAAGAAUGCUUUAAUGAAGGAUAAUGCCUUUCCCAUCUAUAGUAAUGACUGUGAACACUGUCUGAUUAACCCACAACAAUGUAGAACGUUGAAGUCUUUCAUACAACAAUUAAUGGACCAAGGGAUCUUGGUGGUAGACUUCCCGUCCACAAAGGAAGAUGUGUCUACCCUCGAGAUACCAUACGACGAAGUCCCUCCUCUGCAAAUUCCAUAUGACUUCUCUCAGUUAACUCUGUCGAAAAAUCCAGUUACUCCAAUCAUAAUAACAGUUCCCACACCAUUCCCAUAUGUUAACACCAAGGCAGUCCCAUGGAUAUAUGACACCUCAGUCUACAUUCAUGGUCAGAAGAUUCAAGAAGAACCGUUAAAGUCUAGUGAUCCAAUGAUCAAUAUCACCGACACUAGCGGAAUCACGAGAAGUGGAAGGAUAUUUGCACCGACACCCACUCCAAUUGGAACUAUCAAUCCUUCAACUUCAGACAAAGGCAAACGAAUUGAUGGUGCUUAG
Messenger RNA from Lathyrus oleraceus (garden pea), 1434 nucleotides. RefSeq lists its product as uncharacterized. The transcript has a single exon. NCBI's taxonomy places the organism in Eukaryota, Viridiplantae, Streptophyta, Magnoliopsida, Fabales, Fabaceae. Bases 1 to 1434 code for a protein of 477 amino acids. The record is from RefSeq and is a predicted model, not a curated record.